AUGGCAGUGAAAUGUACUAUUUAUAGAGUGACAGCUUUUUCUUUUACCCUUGGUGCUAUAUCAUUAGGGUUAUUAGCCCUGGCAGUGAGUACAGAUGCUUGGUUGUAUAUGUCUACGGCUAUUCAGAUCUCUCCAGAAGUUCGUCGACAAUUUAAUAUCACUGGAAAUAUCAUUAUACACAUGAGAUCAGGAUUAUGGAGAGUUUGUACUGUGAAUGUGGCAAAUGGUAAGUUAAUAUUCUUUAAUGAACAUAUGGAAAUACAAGGUAUCUUUCUUCUUCAAAAAGGCAAUAUUGUUGUCUUAAGUGCUAUACGAGUUGCUGCUCCUCUACCAGUAUGUGCUUUAAUUCUUUGUGUUAUAUCCGCUAUAUUUCAUUCUGUGGGCAGUAUACAUGGCGACAGAAAAAUAUUAUUUGCUGCAGGAUUUUACAUUUUAUCAGGUUUAUCAUUAGCAGUUGGUAUAGUUCUAUAUAUUUCUGCUAUAAACGAUGAAGUUGGACUUAUAUCUAAAAAAGAAAGAGACCAUUUUGUGUAUUAUUACGGUUGGUCGUUUUAUACCGCGGGAAUAGCCUUUAUAACUUCUGAAAUGGCAGCAGUUGUGUGUGUUAAUUUAUUCCUACAAAAAUAUACCAAACUUCAGGAUUUAGAAGAUCUAAUUCCGGGUUUACAAUUACAGGUCCGGUUUUCUAAGAAAAAUUAUUACGCUGGAAUAAACCAAACUUUGAUAUUAUGA
Lottia gigantea (owl limpet) is the source of this 732-nucleotide messenger RNA. RefSeq lists its product as hypothetical. Gene Ontology annotation, cellular component: postsynaptic density membrane; AMPA glutamate receptor complex. NCBI's taxonomy places the organism in Eukaryota, Metazoa, Mollusca, Gastropoda, Lottiidae. The coding region runs from base 1 to 732 and encodes 243 amino acids. The record is from RefSeq and is a predicted model, not a curated record. Gene Ontology annotation, biological process: positive regulation of synaptic transmission, glutamatergic; neurotransmitter receptor internalization; calcium ion transport. Gene Ontology annotation, molecular function: channel regulator activity; voltage-gated calcium channel activity. The transcript is spliced from 4 exons.